AAGAUGACUUUAUUUUGACGAUCUAUGCAAUAUUUCAACCGGAAGUCCUUCCAACCCCAACCCUCGUGGCAGGCUAAUAUAUUUAACGCAACCUUCUCAUGCAAUUUGGGUUGAGGUUAGUGACACAGGCCGUUCUCUGUAAGACACAGCGCGUUUUACUUUCUGCUCGAAGCUUGGGCACAUCCAAUCCAAGAUUUCCAAAGCAUCAGCCGGAGAACUGGUUCAGUAAGAGAGGAAAACGCCUGACUAGCGCCGGCAACACGAUGACUGAGGUCGAUCCAAAAGUAGAAGCAAUCCUUCAACCGCUAAGGGAUGCGGUGAAACAGCAGGGAGAUAUUGUGCGGAAACUUAAAGAGGAAAAGGCACCAGAAAUAGAUAUUAAGAGGGCUGUGGCCGACCUUAAGACCAAGAAGAAGGCAUUAGAAGAUAAGGAGCUGGAGCUUGAGCCUAAAGAUGCUCAGUUUGAUAGAGUCAAGAUGGAGGACCUUCUCAAGCAAAGGUUCUUCUACGACCAAGCAUUUGCCAUCUACGGAGGAGUGAAUGGGUUGUAUGACUUUGGUCCCAUGGGAUGUGCCAUGAAGGCGAACCUGCUGAAUGCAUGGAGAAAACACUUCAUCCUUGAGGAACAGAUGCUGGAGGUGGACUGCUCCAUGCUCACACCAGAGCCUGUGCUGAUAGCUUCUGGUCACGUUGAGAGGUUUUCAGAUUAUAUGGUUAAAGACAUGAAGAAUGGCCAGUGCUUCCGAGCUGACCAUUUAAUUGAAGCCCACCUAGAGAAACUUCUCACUGACAAGAAACUGGCAGACGAUGUUAAAGAAAAGGCAGCCAAAAUAUUAUCAGUGAUAGAUGGACUGACCAAAGAAGAAAUGGGCUCCAUUAUGAAGACGUAUAACAUGAAGUCACCAGUCUCUGGGAAUGACUUGUCAGAGCCUGUCGCCUUCAACCUUAUGUUCAGCACCUCUAUUGGACCAACUGGGACCGUGAAAGGUUAUCUACGCCCAGAGACAGCUCAGGGAAUAUUUGUCAACUUUAAACGCCUUUUGGAAUUCAAUCAGGGAAAACUGCCAUUUGCUGCAGCACAGAUAGGCAACUCUUUUAGGAAUGAAAUCUCACCGAGAUCUGGACUAAUACGAGUCAGAGAGUUCACAAUGGCGGAAAUCGAGCACUUUUUAGACCCCGAGGACAAGAGUCACCCCAGAUUUAAGGAUGUCGCCGAUCUACGAAUUCCGUUGCACUCGGCUUGUAACCAGCUGGACGGCAAACCAGUACAGGUGAUGACACUGGGCGAGGCCGUGGAACAGAAAAUCAUCAAUAAUCAAACAUUGGGUUACUUCAUGGGAAGAAUCUACCUAUUUAUGACCAAGUGUGGCGUAGACCCGACAAGGUUCCGCUUCCGUCAGCACAUGUCCAACGAAAUGGCUCACUACGCCUGCGACUGCUGGGAUGCUGAGUGUAAAACGUCUUACGGCUGGAUAGAAUGUGUUGGCUGUGCUGACCGCUCCUGUUAUGACCUGAAGCAGCACCAGAAGGCCACGGGUGUCACCCUGUCUGCAUCCAAGCAACUACCAGAACCUAAAACAGUAGAGUUUGUGGAGCCACAGAUGCAGAAGGGGGUAAUUGGCAAGGCGUUCAAGAAAGAUGGCAAGGCGGUGAUAGACUUCAUUGCUGCGAUGGACAAGGAAGAGGUGGAAGCCAUGGACAGAGCCCUUAAUGACAGAAA
This is a messenger RNA of Lingula anatina, 1720 nucleotides long. RefSeq names its product glycine--tRNA ligase-like. Gene Ontology annotation, biological process: mitochondrial glycyl-tRNA aminoacylation. Gene Ontology annotation, molecular function: ATP binding; glycine-tRNA ligase activity. NCBI's taxonomy places the organism in Eukaryota, Metazoa, Brachiopoda, Lingulata, Lingulida, Lingulidae. The record is from RefSeq and is a predicted model, not a curated record. Gene Ontology annotation, cellular component: mitochondrion; cytoplasm.